Molecule: messenger RNA, 945 nt
Organism: Rhinocladiella mackenziei CBS 650.93
Lineage: Eukaryota; Fungi; Ascomycota; Eurotiomycetes; Chaetothyriales; Herpotrichiellaceae
Exons: 1
Coding region: 1-945 (314 amino acids)
Molecular function (GO): oxidoreductase activity
Source: RefSeq, a predicted model, not a curated record
AUGGUUGAAAGCCACGACGAUGUCGUGGAUACCCUCAUCAUCGGCGGGGGCCCCGCGGGACUGGCAACUGCAUUGUACUUGGCUCAGUAUCUGAAUUCAGCCAUUAUCUUUGAUUCCCCCCAGCAUAGCAAGCACGCCAUCCGUACGCACGCGGUGCCGACGUGGGACAAACGCACACUAGCCGACCUGUGUAAGGCCGCGCGGAAGGAGAUCGCGAGCCACUAUUCUACAGUGCGCUUCGAACAGCGCACCAUUCAUUGUGUUAAUAAGCUCACUUCCUCUUAUUUUGAAGCCCGCGACGCCGAAGGCCGGCGAUGGUACGGCAAAACUGUUGUUCUUGCAGUUGGUGUGCGCUAUCUACUCCCUGACAUUCCUGGAUACGACACAUGUUGGCUGGGGGGCAGUUGUCAGUGUCCCCACUGGGGAGGACGCAGUACCCUCGAUCAUCUGCCAACCGCUGGGGUGCUAGCAACCGGCGAAAACAUGACUGCUGAGCAGGCAGUUGCGGAAGCAUGCAUGAUCAGACGCCUAGUAGAAAACGUGGUCAUCUACACCGACGGCAAUUUGGAGCUCGCAGUGGCGAUCGAGGCAUCUUUGGCCACAGCCAAUAUCGGCAAGGUAUCGACAGAUUCACGUCCCAUCGAGAGACUGAGCAAGGGGAUUAAACUAAAUUGCCUGACCGUCGAGUUUGGCAACGGUCCACCAAGGCACCAAGGGUUUCUUCUACAUAAUCCCAAGACAGAGAUUGACGGUCCAUUUACUCGUCAGUUAGGUCUGGAGCUGACCGAGGAUGGUGCUCUGAGGACUGAAAAAUAUGAGACAAGCAUUGAAGGAGUGUUUGCGGUGGGCGACUGUGCAUCCACGUCGAGGACGAUUCUCAAUGCCAUGGCAAGCGGUAUGGCGGCCGCAACACGAAUCACGGCUCAAUUGCAACAGAAUCGAUAG